Messenger RNA from Dendronephthya gigantea, 1776 nucleotides. RefSeq lists its product as uncharacterized. The record is from RefSeq and is a predicted model, not a curated record. Bases 133 to 1776 code for a protein of 547 amino acids. The transcript has 9 exons. NCBI's taxonomy places the organism in Eukaryota, Metazoa, Cnidaria, Anthozoa, Malacalcyonacea, Nephtheidae.
AAUGAGCUGCAUUGUGAUGAAAAAUUUGAGUCAAGUGAUCCUGGGGAAGAAUCAGGACCUGAAAGUGAUCUUGAGGAUGAAUUUAUUUAUGAAACAGAGACAGACGAAGCAGAAGGACCGUUAACCAGUGUCAUGGACUCAGAUACAGAGUACCAGAAAACAUAUAAAAGGGUACUGAACAAGGAUUCCAAUCUAAGAACAGAGCCAAAAUUUAUAGUUUUCCUUACUCAGCUAUUGCAUCUAUUUAAAUUCUGUUCAACUUGCAAAUCAGAUGAUGUGCUAGUAAAUGUUGUGGAAGUUGGUACAAUGGCCCAAGUAAAAGUAACUUGUUCAAACUUGAAAUGUGGCAAAAAGGAUACUACAUGGAAUAGCCAACCCCCUAUGACUGGGACUUCAAUUCCAGCAGGAAAUUUGUUGUUGUCCUUUGGCAUACUUACUUCUGGAACUUCUGCAACCAAGGUUACCAGGGCAUUGAAGCACAUGGGCUUAUCAUGUAUUUCAUUGAGGACAUACUUCCUUCACCAACGUGAAAAAUUAUAUCCUGCAUUGCUUAUCUACUGGAGAGAAUACCAAGCAAAAAUAAUGGAGGAACUAAAGGCCUGCCAAAAUUCUUUGACAAUUGCUGGGGAUGGAAGGCAUGACUCAAUGGGACAUAGUGCAAAGUACUGUGCAUAUACAACAUUUUGCUGCACUGUACCAAAAAUUAUUGACUUUUCUCUUGUACAGAGAAAUGAAGUUGGAAACAGUACUGGCAUGGAGUUUGAGGGUUUCCAGAGAUCAAUGGACUUCCUUGAAUCCCAAAACAUCCCUAUUUCCACCUUGAUUACAGACAGACACUCAAAAAUCGCCAAACAUAUGAGAGAAAAACGUCCCAACAUUACUCACUACUUUGACCUUUGGCACUUGACAAAAAAAGUGACUAAAGUAUUGGCAAAAAUUGCUAAAUAUGCUGGAUGUGAGUCAAUUCUCGAAUGGAUCAAACCAUGCUGUAAUCAUUUAUAUUGGAGCGCUACAACAACACUUUCUGGCAAUGGCAAAGUUAUUGUGGCAAAGUUCAAAUCUUUUCUUGGUCACGUAAAGAACAAACACAGCGGGUUCUCUGAUCCUCUCUUUGAUAAAUAUUCUGUGGCAUACAACAAGAUGUAUGGCCUUAACCAAGCCCAGGUUGUUGCAGGAAUUAUGAAAGCUUCCCCAUUGUCUCAAACUAGUUCAUUAGAAGGGUUUCACUCUGUUGUCAACCAGUUCUCACCCAAAAUGAUCAGCUACUCUUUCCCUGGAAUGUUUUGUAGGCAUGUCCUUGCUGUGGUGCAUUUCAAUAGUAAUUUAGAUCGAGAGAAUUGUGAAAAGAAUGGUACUACCCAAGUUAAAGUUCAUUACCCAAAAUUCAAAAACGGUGAAGCUGUUGUUCGAAAUGUAAAAGUUGCUCAGAAUUUUGAAUAUAUUGAAGAUAUAUAUCAAGUGAUGCUCUCUGCAAUUCAAGAAGACAAGCUGGACAAAGCCAGAAAUGAUAUCAAACAGAUGACACCUUUGCCAAUGAAUACCAUGCUGGAAAAACAAUCUAAAGUUGAUGCUAUUUUGAAAAAGGCAAGACGACAAAGUAUGACAACAUUGAAUGUUCCACCAACUAAUCCAGUUGAGGAGGUUGUGACAACUCCAGAAAAUUCUCGUCCAAAAAAGAGAGCAAAACCUCGUUGCAGUCUGUGCAAAAAUCAUAUGGAUGGACACAAAAAUGUAACAAACUGCCCAAGAAAUAAAACACAAAGCAAUAGUACAUAG